UUUUUACACAAACGGCUCGUCUCUAUUUUCAUUUGUGAAAAGGACUCGGUUUUUUGAAGCUUCGCAGACCGAUGAGCCGCUGAGGAUCGACUGGUUAUUGACUUGUUAUGCCUGCAGAGAUGAUGGCGGCCUGACGGCUACAAACUGAUUUUUCGGUCGAGCUGAAGUAUGCUGCAAUGUGUUAGCCGCUCAGUCAGUAUAUCCGCGUCCCUGCCGAUUUUACAACAGUUCACACGGUUUCGUCAAACCGCCAGAGUUGUUUCAAACCUCGAAAUGAGUGACCCAGCAGUGAACAGGGUGGUGAGUAACAUCAUUCGCUCUCCAGAAGACAAGCGUGAGUACAGAGGACUGGAGUUUACCAAUGGCCUGAAAGCGAUUCUUAUCAGUGACCCCACCACAGACAAAUCAUCAGCUGCGCUUGAUGUCCACAUAGGUUCAUUGUCAGAUCCAUCGAAUAUAUCUGGUUUGGCACAUUUCUGUGAACACAUGCUGUUUCUGGGCACUAAGAAGUAUCCGAAAGAGAACGAGUACAGUCAGUUCUUGAGUGAGCACGCAGGUAGCUCCAACGCCUUCACCAGCGGAGAGCACACCAACUACUACUUCGACGUGUCCCAUGAGCACCUGCAGGGGGCGCUGGAUAGGUUUGCACAGUUCUUCUUGUGUCCUCUCUUUGACGAGAGCUGUAAGGACCGUGAAGUGAAUGCUGUGGACUCUGAGCAUGAGAAGAACCUGAUGAAUGAUGCCUGGAGACUCUUUCAGCUGGAGAAGGCCACCGGGAACCCUGAUCACCCAUUUAGCAAAUUUGGGACAGGUAACAAAUUGACUUUGGAGACUAGACCGUCACAAGAUGGCAUUGACAUUCGUCAGGAGCUGCUGAAAUUCCACUCCACUUUUUAUUCUUCGAACCUGAUGGGACUUUGUGUUCUGGGGAGAGAAUCUCUGGAUGAGUUGACUUCUAUGGUUGUUAAGCUGUUUGGAGAGGUGGAGAACAAAUCGGUGCCUAUCCCAGAGUUCCCUGUGCAUCCUUUCCAGGAAGAGCAUCUUAGGCAAUUUUACAAGGUCGUACCCAUUAAGGACAUCAGGAACCUGUAUGUGACCUUCCCUAUUCCAGACCUGCAGAAAUAUUACAAGUCUAACCCUGGACAUUAUCUGGGCCACCUGAUAGGACAUGAAGGUCCAGGCAGCCUGCUGUCUGAGUUGAAAGCUAAAGGCUGGGUAAACACUUUAGUUGGAGGCCAGAAAGAGGGAGCUAGAGGUUUCAUGUUCUUCAUUAUCAAUGUGGAUUUAACAGAAGAAGGUCUAUUGCAUGUAGAAGACAUCAUCUUUCACAUGUUCCAGUACAUCCAGAAGCUGUGUACAGAGGGCCCUCAGGAGUGGGUCUUCCAGGAAUGUAAGGAUUUGAACGCGGUAGCCUUCAGAUUCAAGGAUAAGGAACGUCCGCGUGGAUACACCUCUAAAGUGGCUGGACUGUUGCAUUACUAUCCACUGGAGGAGAUUCUUGCAGCAGAGUACAUGUUGGAGGAUUUCAGACCAGACCUUAUAGAGAUGGUGCUGGAUAAGCUGAGACCAGAGAAUGUCAGGGUCGCUGUCGUCUCCAAGUCAUUUGAAGGACAGACUGACAAGACAGAAGAGUGGUACGGAACACAGUACAAACAGGAAUCUAUCUCUGAUGAGGUCAUCAAGAAAUGGCAAAACGCUGACUUGAAUGGCAAGUUCAAACUCCCCAUGAGGAAUGAGUUCAUCCCUACCAACUUUGAGAUUUAUCCGCUCGAGAAGGACUCUCCGUCCUAUCCCACGCUGAUCAAGGACACGGCGAUGAGUAAAGUGUGGUUCAAGCAGGAUGACAAAUUCUUCCUGCCCAAAGCCUGUCUGAACUUUGAGUUCUUCAGUCGCUACCUAUAUGCAGACCCCCUCCACUGCAACAUGACCUACCUGUUUCUCAGAUUGUUGAAGGAUGAUUUAAAAGAGUAUACUUAUGCAGCCCGACUGGCAGGGCUGACCUAUGGCAUAGCCUCAGCAAUGAAUGCCAUUAUCCUCUCAGUUAAGGGCUAUAAUGACAAACAACACAUCCUGCUCAAGAAGAUCAUUGAGAAAAUGGCCACGUUUGAGAUUGAUGAGAAACGCUUUGACAUCAUCAAGGAGGCGUAUAUGAGAUCUCUGAAUAAUUUCCGAGCGGAGCAGCCUCACCAGCAUGCCAUGUACUACCUGCGUCUGCUCAUGACUGAGGUGGCCUGGACCAAAGACGAGCUCAAGGAAGCACUGGAUGAUGUCACCCUGCCCCGCCUCAAGGCCUUCAUACCUCAGCUGUUGUCACGGUUACACAUUGAAGCCCUGCUGCAUGGUAACAUCACCAAACAGUCUGCUCUCAGUAUGAUGCAGAUGGUGGAGGAUACUCUGAUUGAGCAUGCUCACACCAAGCCCCUCCUCCCCAGCCAGCUGAUUCGCUACAGAGAGGUGCAGGUGCCUGAUGGUGGCUGGUAUGUUUACCAGCAGAGGAAUGAGGUCCAUAAUAACUGUGGCAUAGAGAUCUACUAUCAGACAGACAUGCAGACCACCCAUGAGAACAUGCUGCUGGAGCUCUUCUGCCAGAUCGUCUCGGAGCCCUGCUUCAAUACGCUACGCACCAAGGAACAGCUAGGUUAUAUCGUGUUCAGUGGGCCCCGCAGGGCUAACGGCGUGCAGGGCCUUCGGUUCAUCAUCCAGUCUGAGAAGGCUCCUCAUUACCUGGAGUCACGAGUGGAGGCCUUCCUGAAGACCAUGGAGAAGAGUGUGGAGGAGAUGGGUGAGGAGGCCUUCCAGAAACACAUUCAGGCUCUGGCAAUCCGCCGCCUGGACAAGCCCAAGAAACUCGCAGCGGAGUGCGCCAAGUACUGGGGCGAGAUCAUAUCCCAGCAGUACAACUUCGACAGAGAUAACAUUGAAGUUGCCUACCUGAAGACGUUAACUAAGGACAACAUCAUGCAGUUUUACAGGGAUCUUUUGGCUAUAGAUGCUCCUAAGAGGCACAAGGUGUCUGUGCAUGUGCUGUCUCGGGAAAUGGACUCCUGCCCAGUGGUGGGUGAAUUCCCUGCUCAGAAUGAUGUCAAUCUGGCUCCUGCUCCCUCCCUGCCUCAGCCGGUGUUGGUGCAGGACAUGACUGAAUUUAAGAGGAGUCUUCCUCUCUUCCCACUCGCGAAACCUCACAUCAACUUCAUGGCUGCCAAACUGUGAGCGGCACCAGCAACAAUGCAUCAGGGGAACUGGCUGAGACAAGCAGCGUGAAGUUCUCCUGAGUUCAGAGCCAGUAACACCAUCUUCUGUGGGUGUGGGGUGUGUGUGGGGUGUGUGUGGGGUGUGUGUGAGAGUGUGAGUGAUCUAGCGGAGCCAUAGCAGUGGUAAUUCACCAUGUUAGCAGCGCUCUACUUCAUAGCUCAGCCACUAAGGAGCUGCAUAAAGUCACUUCACUUAGGAUGUCAGUUGUACAAGUAAACACACAUUGUGAAGACUGUUUUAGAAUAUCCAAAAAAAAAAAAAAUCAUAUUUCCCUAAUCAGGAACAUUUCAUUUAGGUGUCGACCACAGGGACAUUUUUACAGUGUUUGAUCACAGUGAAAGGUUAAAUCUUUCAUUUCCAACAUGCUGGAAAGUGUUUUCUUUACUUCUGAAACAUUUUGGCAGUUUAUACCUUUUUAUGCUUACUCAGAAUUUGGUAAAUGCAUUGAUGUUGUUUUUCUUUCCCAGUUUUUCCCUUUUGUGUGCAGUUUGAACACUGACAGCUUAUAUUAGAAUAAGAAGUGGACGUCUUCAGGAGCAGCUUGCUCUACACAAAGGCAGGGAAAUAUGAUAAAAGAUGUGAGGUUUGCUCUUUGUUCUCUAUUUAUUACAUUUACAUAUGAAGUAAACAAAUCAGCUGUGGUUGUUUUAGAAGUAAUUUUUAUUUUUUUUUGAGGCAAGGCUGCCCAUCGAACUUACCUAGUCUUCAUGACUGCAAAUCUCCUCUCAUGUUCUGAUUGUUUGGCUUCUUUCUCCUGUAAUCUAGCACGAUGGUAUCUAUUGAACAGCAUCAGUCAAUAGAUAAUGCAUGAAAAGAUGUCAAAUGCAGCACUGAGGCUUAUAACACUGCAGAACGACUGAGCAUGCACUGUCAGAGUUGUCAGAAAGGCUGGUAUUUUGAUUCAGGGUAGCCUGAGGACCUGAAUUUCUUACAGUGUUCAAACUGCAUACAGUCAGGACAAAAUGGCAUCAAUGGAUUCAGCCGACUUUGAGUAAACGGAGAAAAGAACUUGAGUGCCAGGAUGUUGUUAUUGAGCCCAUUCGCCCAAAACUUUCACAUCUUUUUUUGAGUUUGAAAAAGCUUGUGCAGCAAAUUGUCUACGAAUGGUUUAUGUACUGACAAUAUUUUGGCCUUAAGAAAGAAAUAUUUUAAUCAAUGAUCGGGUUUUUAAAAUCUGACAUACUAUUUUUUAUUUUAAGUUGUUGAAUGUUGGGUUGCUUUGGAGGAGCUGUUUUAGGCUACUGAAUAGAUGGGCAUGAACUUCAGUUUUAUCAGAUCGCUUUCUUAAGGAUGAUGUUGGCCUGCUUAAGGUGGCUCCGUUAUGGUUUUUAAUUUUAUUUGAGGUUGAAGGAGAACUAUAAUAAAUGAUUUUUAAAUAUCAUUUUCAUUUUGUUAUUUUUGACGCAACUUUUCCAAAGUCUUCAAAGUGGCAGUCGUUUUCCGUAAAUGAAUCGGAAUGAAAUCCGAACAUGGCUGAAGAGUUAUCCUUCAUUUUACACUUUCUCUCAUUUUUGUGUUUGUGCAUGACAGGCUGGUCAGUCAUGGGCCCUUAAAUUCUGGCUUAGUCUGACCAGGGCAGCGUCUCAACUUUGAGCCUUCCAAACCGAUUCUUUUAUCCAGAUGCUGGAAUCUUGAUCUUUAAGUAGGCUCAAAGGUGAACAUGGAUGCCCAUAUGUUGCCCUUUAAUGUGGUUUAAUUGAAGAUAAAAAAACUAGUGUUGCUGGACAACUAAAGUCUUUAAUGUAAAUAUGCAUCUGACUUUAUAAGCAAUAACGUCACAGGACCUGUGGCUUGUCUUAAACUCUUCACUGCGCUGGGGAACUGCUGUAGUUCACGAGCACGUUGGACGAGGUCCUGCAUGUGCUAUCAAGUCCUAAUAAGGCCAGUGAUGUUAGGAAGCAUUGCAAAAGCUUUUUUGUUGUCUCUGCAUGCUGCGAGUGUUAGUUAGGCAUAGUCACGUGACCUUUCGUGACCUUAUCUCUCAGGUUUCGAGUAGCGUUGCCAAGCAAAACCACUGCAGACAGCUUGUUUUUUUUUGUUUUCCCUACAGCAGAGAACAGCUUUAUUUGAUCUCCUGGAUGUUCUCAGGCCUACUGAAUCAACUGUAAUGCUGCAUUUUCUAGAGAGCAACACAACUGUGUACCGUCACCAUAAUUUGUAGUUGUAUCAUCUUUGCAAUUAUGUAGGUUCUUGAUUUCUGUUAGUUCUACAGAAUCUAUAAUCAGUACUUGACCAGUUAAGAGUAGUACAGGAAGUGUCGUCAACAUGUUCAGCAUUUUAAGGUGUUAAACCACUAAUACAUAGAAUCUCAGGCAUCUCAACUUUUUCUUUCUUAAUUCCCAAAGGUACCGCCUCACUUUACAGCAGGUAACGGAUUCUGUCAUGGUGUACAGUCAGGUCAGGCACUAGCUUUAAAUAGGAAUUCCACAGAUUUGUUUAAAUCUUUCUGCAUAAUUAAAUCGUUAAGAUGCAAACACAGUCUUUGAGUGGUUUGAAAUGACUUGUUGUGGAGAAACAUGGUUUUACUGACAGUGGUGGUGAUGAACCAGGGGUUGCGAUGUCUGCAGUGCAAGUAGAGCCAUUUUAUUUACUGUUUAAACAACCCGUGAACCUACACGUAUGAGUUUUUAAAUGUAGAUGAUGAUGUUGUUGAUGAUACCAUAGUGGUAAAUCUGAAAAAAAAAAAAGGGAAUUUCUUUGGGGGACGGUUUUACUUUCUAAUGUCCUGUAUGUACCUCUCCAGCAUGAAUGGAUUUAAAAAUUAUACCAAAACCUAAUCUCAAAACUAUCAUAAAAGUGUCUCAGGUGUCAGACAUGUUCAUAGCCGUUUAGUGUAACGGCUUUUAGAGGCGUCAAGCGCUUCAGACGUCUGGUUCCUAUUACCACCACUGUGAACAAUUCGGACUCACUGUUUGUCUAUCAAACCACUCUGAAUCACUUUGUAUACAUCUUAACCAUCAGUGGAAUUCCCCCCCUUUAACUGUCUUUCUAUGUAACACAUUUUCAAUGUCUCUUGUAUCCAAGUCUUUGCUUGUUGCUUGUCAGCUCUGUAGAACCUCACAGAAACAGUGUUUUAAAAGCUGCCAUCAAGAUACUAAAGAAAGAUUUCCAUUGGUUGAAGAAGCAUGAGUUGGGCUGCAGUAUGAAGCUGAAAAAGAAGCAUGAUUUUGGUGAUUUUGAUCAUGAGUUCUUCAGUACAACUGAUCAGUAUUUGCCAGUAAAUACUCGUGUGAGGUCUGAACUCCCUUCCCCAAACCUUUGAGAGAAAAGUGGUCGAGAAAUGGCGAGUGCCAGCAGCCAUCAUUUGAAAGAUUUGUUGGAAAGUGACCCACUGAAGCUCCAAUCCAUCGGGACGGGUGGUGUUUGACAUUUAGUGAAUGGUACUGGUGUGUUUGAGAGAAAUUUUGUGUUUUAAUAAGAUUAAAAUGUAUGAAAAUAA
This is a messenger RNA of Colossoma macropomum (tambaqui), 6691 nucleotides long. RefSeq names its product insulin-degrading enzyme (gene ide). Gene Ontology annotation, cellular component: cytosol; peroxisomal matrix; mitochondrion. Gene Ontology annotation, molecular function: metal ion binding; metalloendopeptidase activity. The record is from RefSeq and is a predicted model, not a curated record. Bases 169 to 3210 code for a protein of 1013 amino acids. Gene Ontology annotation, biological process: peptide catabolic process. Lineage: Eukaryota; Metazoa; Chordata; Actinopteri; Characiformes; Serrasalmidae. The transcript is spliced from 25 exons.